AUGAUCACACAACCAAGCCAUUCCAUCACUUCUAAAGUGCAAGAAAAUGUAGAAAAUAUUCCAUUCUCUGACGAUUCGCUCUUUGAAAUUUUAUCUUUUCAUGAUGAUUUUAAAUUUAUUGUACAGAGGUGUGCAUUGGUUUCCAAACAGUGGUUUCGUGUCAUUAAAAAUUCAUGUAAACACCUCUCGAUAACACGUAGUAGUGAUUGGGAAAUGGUUGGUCAAUUGCCGUUUUUGGAAAAUAUUGCAAAUCUAAGAGUGAUAAAUAAUGAGGAAAUUGGAUUUAAUUGUGAGAUAUUGGAUUCGAUGAAAGAAUUGAAAAAGCUCAAUAUAGAAUAUAAUUCUAAUAUUGAUCCAAGUGGAUUCAAGUAUAUAUGUUCAUUGGAACAAUUGACUGAUCUUUAUAUGACUUUCUGUUAUUUUAGAUUGCCUAUUGCUAAACAUUUACCAUCAUUGAAAUCACUAACUUAUCUUCUUAUUACGGGUAAUUAUAUUGGUGUAGAAGGAGCCAAGUAUAUUGGUGAAAUGAAGCAAUUGAAACAACUUCAUAUUGCUAAUAAUAAUAUUGGCCCAGAAGGAGCCAAGUAUAUUAGUGGCCUUGAACAGUUGACUUUUCUUAAUAUCCGUGCCAAUGAAAUUACUGUGGAUGGAGCAAAAUUUAUUAGUGAAAUGAAACAGUUGACUGUCCUUAACAUUAUUGGCAACAAUAUUUGUGACGAAGGAGCUAAAUUUAUUAGUGGAAUGAAACAAUUAACUAAUCUUGAUAUUUCUGUUAAUAAUAUAGGCGAGAACGGUGCCAAGUAUGUUAGUGAAAUGAUGAAUAUAACCAAACUCAAUAUUGGUUUUAAUUCUAUUAAUGACGGUGUUAAGUGUUUUGGAGAAAUGAAACAAUUAACAGAUCUUAAUGUAAACAGUCGCUGUAUUGGAUCGAAUGGAGUAGAAUACAUUUCAUCAUUCAAUCAAUUAACUCAUCUUUCUAUAGCUAAAAAUUUGAUUUCACUGUAUGAGGCUAUGCACAUUAGCCAAAUGAAAAAUUUAAUUAAGCUUGACAUUUCUGAUAAUGAUAUUGGGGAUAACGGAGUCCAAUCUAUAAGUGAAAUGAACCAAUUAACUGAACUUAAUGUUUCUAGUAUUGAUAUUACACCAAUAGGUAUACAAUAUAUCUGUAAAAUGGAUAAUUUAACGUAUCUAAUAAGUGCUCAUAAUAAUAUUGGAGCAAAAGGUGCAAAACAAAUCAGUGAAAUGAAGCACCUAGCACAGCUUUCUAUCUAUCACAAUGCUGUUGGAGAUGAGGGAGCCAAAUUUAUAAGUGAAAUGGAACAAUUAACUUUUCUAGAUAUUGGUUACAAUGAAAUUGGUGACGAAGGCGUUAAAUUCCUAUGUGGAAUGAAGCAAUUAACAAGACUUAACACAGUUGACAACAAUAUAAGUGAUGAGGGUGAAAAAUAUAUUCGAGAAAUGAAUUUGGCAGAUCAUGUGGGUAUUUAUGAUGUUUAA
Molecule: messenger RNA, 1497 nt
Organism: Naegleria gruberi
Lineage: Eukaryota; Heterolobosea; Eutetramitea; Acrasida; Naegleriidae
Exons: 1
Coding region: 1-1497 (498 amino acids)
Molecular function (GO): protein binding
Source: RefSeq, a predicted model, not a curated record